Molecule: messenger RNA, 3589 nt
Organism: Miniopterus natalensis
Lineage: Eukaryota; Metazoa; Chordata; Mammalia; Chiroptera; Miniopteridae
Gene: SACM1L
Product: SAC1 like phosphatidylinositide phosphatase
Biological process (GO): phosphatidylinositol dephosphorylation
Cellular component (GO): endoplasmic reticulum
Molecular function (GO): phosphatidylinositol-4-phosphate phosphatase activity
Source: RefSeq, a predicted model, not a curated record
UCUCUGAUGUUCCAGGUGCUUAUCAAAGAUUAGCUCAUUUUAUGCUCACAGCAGUACUACUUGAUGAGUCUGGUAUUGCCCUUAUUUUAUGGGUAACGGAACUGAAGAACAGAGAGGGUGAAUAACUAGCCCAAGGUCACACAGCACAGGCAGCCUGCUUCUGCUGAUGGUGCUGGUAACUACUGCCAUUCACCUUCUGCACCAUGUUGAAGAUAGUAAAUUCGAAUUUAUUAUGGUUUUCUUGUGUAAGUCAAAUUGGUGGUUUUGCAGCAAAUUAGAAUCUUGUCGACAUUAAAUAUGCAAGUGAAAAGAGUGGUACUGAACACAUAAGGACUGCCUAACAGCUUCAUCUAUUCAGAAGCUGGGACAGUAAUGUCAUAUUUAAACCUGGCUGACAUUAUUGUAAGUAGUUUUUUGGGAGUCUUUAUUUCAUUUGGUUUAGUUACUUAUGGUUUUAAAUUUCUCCUAGGCAUAUCACACCUGAAAAAUUUUACGUGGAAGCCUGUGACGAUGGAGCGGAUGACGUGCUUAUCAUUGACCGGGUGUCCACAGAGGUUACCCUCUCAGUCAAGAAAGAUAUUCCUCCUUCAGCUGUCACAAGACCAAUAUUUGGUAUACUGGGCACAAUCCAUCUGGUGGCAGUUACAAGAUAAUAAAACCUUCCUAGCAAUGAUAAACCAUGUCUUGAGUGUGGAUGGGUUUUACUUUUCAGCCACAUACGAUUUGACCCAUACUUUGCAGCGGCUGUCCAACACUAGUCCAGAAUUUCAAGAAAUGAGUCUCUUGGAAAGGGCAGAUCAGCGGUUUGUAUGGAAUGGUCAUCUUCUGAGAGAACUUUCUGCUCAACCGGAGGUCCAUCGGUUUGCUCUUCCAGUAAUUCAUGGCUUUAUUACUAUGCACUCGUGUUCUAUUAAUGGGAAGUACUUUGACUGGAUUCUCAUCUCCAGGAGGAGCUGUUUCAGAGCCGGCGUGCGCUAUUAUGUGAGAGGCAUCGAUUCUGAAGGCCACGCAGCUAACUUUGUAGAAACAGAACAGAUUGUGCACUACAACGGCAGCAAGGCUUCAUUUGUCCAGACUCGAGGAUCAAUACCAGUUUUCUGGUCUCAGAGACCAAACCUCAAGUACAAACCACGGCCACAGAUCAACAAAGUAGCAAAUCAUAUGGAUGGCUUCCAAAGGCAUUUUGAUUCACAAUUAAUUAUUUAUGGAAAACAAGUCAUAAUUAAUCUGGUUAACCAGAAGGGCUCAGAGAAGCCACUUGAACAGGCAUUUGCAACAAUGGUGUCUUCCUUGGGAAAUGGAAUGAUCAGAUAUAUUGCCUUUGACUUCCAUAAGGAAUGUAAAAAUAUGAGAUGGGAUCGGCUGAGUAUUUUAUUGGACCGGGUAGCAGAUAUGCAAGAUGAAUUGAGUUAUUUUCUAGUGGACUCUACCGGCAAGGUGGUGACGAACCAGGAGGGUGUGUUCCGCAGCAACUGUAUGGACUGUCUGGAUAGAACCAACGUGAUCCAGAGCCUGUUAGCUAGGCGCUCGCUCCAGGCCCAGCUGCAGAGACUAGGUGUGUUGCAUGUGGGACAAAAGCUUGAAGAACAAGAUGAGUUUGAGAAGAUUUACAAAAAUUCCUGGGCUGACAACGCAAAUGCUUGUGCCAAACAGUAUGCGGGAACCGGUGCCUUGAAGACGGACUUUACCAGAACGGGGAAGAGAACGCAGCUGGGGCUCCUGAAGGACGGCUGGAACUCGCUGGUGCGGUAUUACAAGAACAACUUCUCGGACGGCUUCCGGCAGGACUCCAUAGACUUGUUUCUGGGGAACUACUCAGUGGACGAAUUAGACGCUCAUAGUCCUUUAAGCGUCCCGCGGGAUUUGAAAUUCCUCGCUCUGCCCAUCAUCAUGGUCGUGGCCUUUUCAAUGUGCAUUAUCUGCUUGCUCAUGGCCGGUGACACUUGGACAGAAACACUGGCCUAUGUGCUCUUCUGGGGAGUCGCGAGCGUCGGGACAUUUUUUAUUAUUCUUUACAACGGCAAAGAUUUUGUUGAUGCUCCCAGACUAGUCCAGAAAGAAAAGAUAGACUGAGUUUGUGUCUGUGGAAAGCGGCUUGGCCCUGAAGACUCCAUCAUGCAGAACUGGAGUCUUUACUGACCCGCUUUCCACAUGAGCCUUUACCCGAAGCACACCUGUGCUCUGUGGGCGAUGACUUCAACUGAUGAUCUGCCUGGUGAUCUUUACUGUUGGACGGCUGUGUUUAUAAUUCGAAGCUGUUCUCUCAUUCAAACAUAACCUGAACUCAGCUCACAGAAUGGAAGGAAUCUUUUCAUUGUCAGCUAAUCAACUGUUGCAGAAUAAGUGAUAUAUGUAUAUAAAAAAAUCUAGCUGCUUUCAUUAUUUAACAGAUGAUUUCUGAGCUCAGUUUCCAUACUGUCUUGGAGCUGCCAGUUAGCAGGCCACCUUCCCACAUGUCGCGUACUCUAACUGCUGGGUUUGUAAAGCGUAAGGCCUCCGGUUCACCAAGGAGGCAGCCCGCGGCUCUGCGGGGGAGGAGGAAUGGCCGUGUCUCUGGGAGUCUCAGUGGGGCUGCCUUAGAAGUUCAGCCUUUUAAGUGAUGGAAAGUUCAGGUACACUUUACCUUUUUUAAAAGGUGUAAAUGAAAUCAAAGAAUGUAAAGUCUCUCUUACGCUAAUGGUCCAAAGCCGCGUGUUUUCAGGACUUCCCUUGUUGCUCAGCCCCCUCCCGGACAUUUCUUUUCUACAGACCUCCAUGGAGACGGGCCUCUGAGGGGCUCUUGUGCGGGGUCGUGGUGGGCUCCGGGCUGCGGCCGCUUCCGCACACGGUACUGCGGAGACGCUUUCCCACUCACUGUAAAGCCCGUUAGCCUGUGUGAGGUGUGCUUCCAGGGAGCUCCAGUUCUCCAAAUCAAGGACCAACUUCAACUCUAAUUUAUGUGUAAAACAACCUGAAAAACAUGCUUUAGGGGCUGUGCAUAGGUCUAAGUUGAACUGUAAAUUCAAAUUGUAAUUAUGAGGUUUAAAUAGUAGAAAAGUAUAUAAGGUAGUGUAAUCGCCACUGUCCUGAAACAACCAGUUAAAUACGCUACAGUGUGUGUUGUGCUUGGAAACAUGUCCAGUUCUUUCCGUAGGAAUCUUGCUUUCCUUCAAUAUCUAUAAAAGCGCCUUUUCAACAUUACCUUUUUUUCAACAUUAUCUUUUAUAAACAUUCAAAGAGUUGUUGCUUUUAGAAACUCUAAAGGAAAUAACAGCUGGAAGAUCUUCUGUAGCUUAAAAUCAGUCAUUAAAACACAGUAGGGUAAGUAAUUAGAACUACCUAUUCUUUAGAUGUAAAUAAGCAGAAUUUGUUCCAAAGAUUUGUAUCUACUGUCACCUGUUACUCAAAUGCUCCUGGGCACUUCCCGGGGAGAGCCGGCGUCAGCAACUACAGCACGGACCGGACCGACUGCCGCCGAGGCUGCUCUGCCGAGCGGACUAACGCGCGGUCGGCCCGGAGGUGUCGCUCCUUCAGAGCCCUGCAGUGAUUCGAUUUCUAAAUUCAUGUACUGUACCCAUAAGUGAAAAUAAAAUGUCAUAUUUUCUAACUA